This is a messenger RNA of Auanema sp. JU1783, 1401 nucleotides long. The record is from the annotation of a GenBank genome assembly. Lineage: Eukaryota; Metazoa; Nematoda; Chromadorea; Rhabditida; Rhabditidae.
AUGAUCUAUCAGCAUUAUCGAGCUUAUGAUAGUGCAGUCUGGAAACGGAAACCACGCCGAUUGCGUCACUUCAUCAUAUUAUCUCAGCCAUUAGAUGAGAUGGACGUGGUACAAACGAAUAUGACCAGAAAUGGAUAUUAUCCUGAUUGCUGGCAGGUAUUCUCUCGUAACAAAACCACUAUGGUAUUAUCCAUUUGGAGAAAAGGUUUCGGGAUCAAAUAUCAAAUUCAGCAGGGAGAUAUGUUAGAUGAAAUGACUACAUAUAUGGCUAAGUCAGGCUUGAAUCCUGUCAUGUUUGCAAGCAAACCCAGAAAGUUUUCGCGAGAAAACAAAUCGUACUGGAUUGUUUGGAGAGGAAAAGAGUUUUCAUGGAAAAACGAGCAAAUUCCUAAAGUAUAUGAAACAUUCUCAAGAGAUUGGGAUGACGUGGAAUCCCUUAUUGAAUCUCAUAUGAGAAAAUAUGAACUGCCGUCAAUUAACAUAUUUGUCUCCAAAUCAGGACAUACACUUCUUAGUGCUGCUUAUGGGUAUUCAGAUCUUUUGAACAAGAAAAGGGCUUCGCCCAAUAAUCGAUAUCGUAUAGCUUCGAUCUCAAAAACUUUAACUGCUAUGGCAAUCGCCAAUCUGAUCUCACAAGGGAAAUUAUCAAUGAGAACCUUAGUCUUUGGAAAGAGAGGGAUUCUUAAUACGUUUGAAGUACAUCCAUUUCUACAGCAGAUAACUGUGAGUCAUUUGCUUGAACAUAGCUCUGGGGGUUGGAGCCAUUUGCUUCAAAGAGAAUUUGAUAGAAUGGAAACAAGUCAAAUGGAAUUUCUGGAAUUUCUUAUCAAAUCGUAUGUACCCAUAUAUGUUCCGGGACAAGUAUUCGUUUACUCUAACAUUGGCUAUGUCUUUCUCGGACGAAUUAUAGAAAAAGUCUCAGGCGAAUCUUAUGAGGACUUCGUGCGUCAUAAUCUUCUCUGGCCUCUUAAUAUUGAUGCAAGGGUUGGAGGAAGUAUAUCAGGAAAAGAUGAGGUUAUGUACUAUUCACAUGAUAAUGCAAACCCAUAUGAUCAUUGGAAUCCUUCUCUUCUGGAUUCAGCAGCAGGAUGGGUAUUUCAAGCUGAAGAUCUUGCCAAGCUGUAUAAACAUUUGGAAAGCGGUAGAAAUGCUGAGCAUGUGAUUUUGGCAUUGAGAAAUCGACUCUCUGCUGGUCAUGGACUCGGAAUACAAAUUGAUUCAACGGGAGCACUCUAUCAUCUCGGAUCAUUGACCGGUGUUGAAGCCAUAGCUUAUACGCAUAACGAUUUACAGGUAAUAAUAUUUACAAAUGAACGAGAUCGUCAACAUAACGUCCAUACUGGAUGGAUGUUAUUGCUUUCUCAACAUAUCAGUCGUAUUGUUGAUCUAGGACUCAUUUGA